AUGAAGUUGGAGGUGUUCGGCCCCCGCGCGGCCCACGGGGACAAGCCGGGUAGUGACUUGGAGGGUGCCGGCGGCAGCGACGCACCAUCUCCGCUGUCCGCAGCCGGCGACGAUUCCCUGGGCUCGGACGGGGACUGCGCGGCCAACAGCCCGGCGGCGGGCGGCAGGGCCGAGGAGCUGGCGGGCGGCGGCGAGCGGAACGCAGGCUGCGGGCCAGGCGCUGAGGAGGAGGUCCCCGCAGCGGUGGCGGCGGGGCACGCGGAGGCCUGCGCAGCCGGGCCAGGUGCGGGGAGCGCGGGGGGCGGCGAGGGCGCGCGCAGCAAGCCGUACACGCGGCGGCCCAAGCCCCCGUACUCGUACAUCGCGCUCAUCGCCAUGGCUAUCCGCGACUCGGCUGGAGGGCGCCUGACGCUGGCCGAAAUCAACGAGUACCUCAUGGGCAAGUUCCCCUUCUUCCGCGGAAGCUACACGGGCUGGCGCAACUCCGUGCGCCACAACCUCUCACUUAACGACUGCUUCGUCAAGGUGUUGCGCGACCCCUCGCGGCCCUGGGGCAAGGACAACUACUGGAUGCUCAACCCCAACAGCGAGUACACCUUCGCCGACGGGGUCUUUCGCCGCCGCCGCAAGCGCCUCAGCCACCGGGCGGCAGCCCCCCAACCAGGGCUUCGGCCAGAGGAGGCCGCGGCCCACCCCGCCGCUGCGCCCCCUCCGCCCGCGUCCGCCGCCCCGAUUUCUCCCCGUGCGCGCUCGCCCGCCCGCCACGAGGGGCGCGCCAGCCCUGCGGGCAAGUUUUCCAGUUCUUUCGCCAUAGACAGCAUCCUAAGCAAGCCCUUCCGCAGCCGCCGAGAUGGGGACGCAGCCCCCGGGGCGCGGCUGCCAUGGGGCGCCACACCCUGUCCGCCGCUCCCCACAUAUCCUGCGCUCCUCCCCGAAGCCUCCGGAGGGGCCCUGCUGCCGAUGUGCGCUUACAGUGCGGUGGAGCCCUUGCUGCUGAGCGCGCGCGGAGCCGACGCACCGCCGGCCGCGCCACCCGCAGUGCCUCACCUCUUGCUUGCGCCCCUCUCUGCCUCGGCCCCCGCCAAGCCGUUUCGUGGCCCCGCGGCUGGCGGCGGCGCGCACCUGUACUGCCCCCUGCGGCUGCCCGCGGCGCUGCAGGCGUCCUCAGCCGGUGGCCCCGGCCCGCACCUGCCUUACCCAGUGGAGACGCUUCUGGCCUGAGCCGCGCCGCGGAGCCCGGCAGCAGGGGUGGGAGCCAUCGGGGAGGAAGGGAACACAGGCUUGGGGUUUUUGCAUUUUCCAGCCAGACAAAAAAAAAAAAAAAAAAGACUUUAAAAGAAAAA
Molecule: messenger RNA, 1343 nt
Organism: Panthera uncia (snow leopard)
Lineage: Eukaryota; Metazoa; Chordata; Mammalia; Carnivora; Felidae
Gene: FOXQ1
Product: forkhead box Q1
Exons: 1
Coding region: 1-1221 (406 amino acids)
Biological process (GO): anatomical structure morphogenesis; cell differentiation; regulation of transcription by RNA polymerase II
Molecular function (GO): RNA polymerase II cis-regulatory region sequence-specific DNA binding; DNA-binding transcription factor activity, RNA polymerase II-specific
Source: RefSeq, a predicted model, not a curated record